Messenger RNA from Corythoichthys intestinalis (scribbled pipefish), 5741 nucleotides. RefSeq names its product gastrula zinc finger protein XlCGF26.1-like. Gene Ontology annotation, biological process: regulation of transcription by RNA polymerase II. Bases 1133 to 2503 code for a protein of 456 amino acids. Gene Ontology annotation, cellular component: nucleus. The transcript has 2 exons. Gene Ontology annotation, molecular function: DNA-binding transcription factor activity, RNA polymerase II-specific. NCBI's taxonomy places the organism in Eukaryota, Metazoa, Chordata, Actinopteri, Syngnathiformes, Syngnathidae. The record is from RefSeq and is a predicted model, not a curated record.
UGGUAACCUUAGCUAUGUUUGGAUAUUAUUUAAUGUUGUGAAUCAACUGUAACCUAAGAACUACUUUAUACUGACUUAUCUGUAACCUGGGGUUAACAGAACAUUUUUGAAUGUCACUCAGCGCUCUCUGCAAUAUAUCCUCCCUGAUUGUAAUAUUGAGAUACUUUUCCCAUUUUCUUUAAUCAAAGAUGUGUAUAUUUACUCAAAAAAAUUUUUUUACUAAUGAAGAGAUUAAAUGUUUAGAUUCUGGGGGCCCCAUUAAGAUUUUAAAUGAAUCAUUUUCCAAAGGGAGACAGUUAAAUGUUGGGAUAUUUUGUCUGACAAAACUAGGGCUGUCCCAAACGACAAAUUUUCUCCCGAUUAGUCAGCCGACUAUUUUUACGAUUAGUCGACUAAUCUUAUAAUUAAAAAUUAUUUUUUUUUACUAAUUUAGCAAUGAAAUUUUUGUUGCCGCUUAUCAAUUCACAAAAACAUUUUGGAACACUUAAAUUCUUUAUUAAAGUACAAAUAAACAGAUAAAUAACAAUAAUAAAUCACAAAUAAACAAUGAGUUCAAAUGCUGAUAGAAUUAACUUGUGCAAAAGAAUGGAAUGUAAACAGAUUCAGAACACUAACUUCACCUUUCCAACAUGAUUCAAAACAAUUCUAAAAAUACCUAGCAUUAAUAUUAUAGUAUACUGUAGUACUAUAUAUAAUAGUAUUAUAAUAAUUAUUCAUUGCCAAUCAGAAUUUUCAUAAAGGGUGUCAUUUUAAAGGUAUUCUUAGUGUAGAAUCUGAAGUAUGUUGGAUAAACUCGAGAAAUCAUUAUUUAUAUGACGAACAUGACAUGCUUUUAUUUUGAAAUGUUCACCGGAAGUACGUUCGCUAAACCGCUAAUUUAAGCUUGACACUCCGCAAAAAAACCCCACUUUAUGUCAUUGCAUGUGGUGUCAGUAAUAGAUUUUUUUUUUUUCCUUUUGCAAAUGCUGUUAACCAGUGAUUUUUCAUGUUUGAAGCGUCACCUUUUAACUGCAAGUUUUGGAGAAGGCUGCCUGUUUUAUAGAGAACACCGGUUAAAUGUCCCGGAGGUGCCACUGUCAAAGAUCUUUACCCUGAGAAGCACAAGCCCCUCUAUGUUAAACAGGAGUCGGAGAUGCCGUACAUCAAACAGGAGGCGGAGCCAGAGACACCCAGCAUUAAAGAAGAACAGGAAGAUGAAAUCCCCACGUUUCCGAUGACAGUCAGUGUGAAGAGUGAAGAAGAUGAAGGUCCAAGCGAAAAGAGAGGAGCAGCGAAACCUUCGAGCGACGGCUCAUUUCAACACUCGGCAACAAAAAGAGAGGGACAAUCGCAACCUGACUGUUUGUUAGCGCCGCUCUCGGACAGUGACGACGUAACGUCACACUCUUCUGACUUUCUCACUGAUGAGGAGGAUAAUGACUUAAACCAAAAUGCUUCAAAAUCCUUCAACAAGUCCUCAUUGAAAAGAAACACAAAAGCAGUUAGGAAACAUUUUCCCUGCUCACUUUGUGAUAAAACAUAUUCUCAAAAACAUCACUUAAAAAGACACAUGCAUACGCACACCGGGGAGAGGCCAUUUGGCUGCACACUUUGUGGUAAAAGAUUCACCGACAAGGCAUAUUUGAACGAACACUCAACAACACACACCGGAGAGAAGCCUUUUGAAUGCUCUCUUUGCGAUAAACGAUUUUGUACAAAGAAACUUUUAACAAGACACUCGCAUACACACGCUGGAGAAAAGCCUUUUGUCUGCUCGAUUUGUGGUAAAAGAUUCGCUCAGGAGAGAACUUUAAACAUACACGCAAGAUUGCACACUGGAGAGAAGCCUUUUACCUGCUCAAUUUGUGGUAAAACAUUCGCACAGAAGAGAACUUUCAACAGACAUGCAAAAACACACUCUGGAGAGAAGCCUUUUGUCUGCACAAGUUGCGGUAAAAGAUUCACCGAGAAGGGAGAAUUAACCCAACACAUGAAAACGCACAGUGGAGAGAAGCCUUUUGGCUGCACGCUUUGUGAUAAAAGAUUUUUUACGAAGCAAGAGUUAACAAGACACACGCGUACACACACGGGUGAAAAGUCUUUUAUCUGCACAUCUUGUGGUAAAAGAUUCUCAGAGAAGGCACGUUUAAACCAACACACAAUGACACACACUGGAGAGAAGCCUUUUCCCUGCUUAGUUUGCCAUAAAAGAUUCUCUCGGAAAUUCGUACUAAACUGUCACACUAAAACACACACAGGAGAAAAGCCAUUUCCCUGCUCGGUUUGCCAUAAAACAUUCUCUCGGAAAGCUGUACUAAACUGUCACACUAAAACACACACUGCUGAGAAUUAUUUUGCCUGCUCACUUUGUGAUAAAAGAUUUUUUACAAAGGCACAUUUAAACAUUCACACAAGAUCACACACUGGAGAAAAGCCCUAUAUCUGCACAUUUUGUGGUAAAGGGUUCAAAUGGAAAGUAGACUCAAUCAAACAUGCAAAAAAACACACUGGAGCUAUCAGUUGAUGGGAAACAUGGUGCCGAUCCAUAUGGAGCCUAUUUUCAAAAACUUAAAAUUCAAAUAUUUUCAAAACCAACGCCGCUAGCGACCUAAAACCAAAACAAGCACCUCCCUUAGGCAUAUUAUGUGUCUCCAUGAUCAGCGACACACAAAAAAUUCAGUCGUCCCCUAAUAGGACCUAAUAGUUGGACCACAUUACACCGGUUUUGAAAUCCUUACACUGGCUUCCAGUGAGUCAAAGGAUAGACUAUAAAAAACUACUGCUGGUCUACAAAACACUUAAUGGCCUUGGACCAAAAUACAUGCUUGAUUUGUUGUUAGAUUCCUAUGAAACAUCUAGACCCCUAAGGUCGUCUGGAACCGGUCUCCUGUAUGUUCCAAGAAUCAAGCAGGGUGAGGCAGCAUUUAGUUAUUAUGAUCCUCGCCUCUGGAACAAGUUAUCUGAAGGUCUGAAGUAUGCUCAAACUGUUAGCUCCUUUAAAUCAGAGAUAAAAACGCUUUUGUUUACCACUGCAUAUUCAUAACUGUUUAUAUAUGUCAAUCUAUUUGCUUUCUAUUCCUCUUGUGCUUAUCUCCAUUGCUGAUCUCAAUUAUUAGCAGCAGUAGUAGUAUUUAUUUUAUUUUUUAUUCUAUUCGUGAUCAAAUGCGAUUUUUAUGUAAAAAUUUUUAGGGUUGUUCCGAUCAUGUUUUUUUGCUCCCUAUCCGAUCCCGAUCGUUUUAGUUUGAGUAACUGCCGAUCUGAUAUUUCCCGAUCCGAUUGCUUUUUUUUUUUUUUUUGCUCCCGAUUCAAUUCCAAUCAUUCCCGAUAAUGUUUCCCGAUCAUAUACAUUUUGGCAAUGCAUUAAGAAAAAAAUGAAUAAAACUCGGAAGAAUAUAUACAUUCAACAUACAGUACAUAAGUACUGUAUUUGUUUAUUAUGACAAUAAAUCCUCAAGAUGGCAUUUACAUUAUUAACAUUCUUCUGUGAGAGGGAUCCACGGAUAGAAAGACUUGUAAUUCUAAAAGCAUAAAUGUGACUUUGUAUAUUGUGACUAAAUACUGCCAUCUAGUGUAUUUGUUGAGCUUUCAGUAAAUGAUACUGUAGCUAUUUAAUUGUUCUGCCCAAAUGCAUGAUGGGAAGUGCAACCAUGACUGUGCAAAGUGGCACCAAUUGAUAUAUCUUCUCUGCGUUGGGAAAUAACAUAGGGUGUUAAGAAAAAGAUCAACUACUACCUUUCUUCCCCACAUUGCUUCCCACGAUAUUUCUAAUUGUUGAGAGAGGGAUUGUAAGGCUUUAGCCAAUUAAAAAAAGGCUCUAAAGGCUGCCAAAAUUCACUCUACUCAUUUUACGCUGCCUUUAAGCUCUAUAUAUAGGUAAAACGGCGCUAUUACAGAUCGAACGCGACGUUGCGUGAGUGGGUCGUGCAGCGCAUGCAUUGAUUGCGUUAAAUACUUUAACGCGAUAAAUUUGAUAACCCUACUUUAAGCCAAAACUAAAGACUCUGGAUGAGUGUAAGACAUUUGGUCUGUAACGUUAAUACAAUCAGAAAACGAUUUAAUUUAAAAAUAUAUAUAUUUUAAAAAGGCUUGUCCGAUAUUUUUUUGCCGAUUCCGAUACUUUGAAAAUGACGUGAUUGGACCCAAUCGAUCAGGACGCCAAUCGAUCAGGACAUCUUUAAUAAUUUUAUUUCCUAUUUCGAUUAUCUGUUUUUACGUUCUAUUGAUUUAUAAUGGGAUUUUUAUGAUCUUCAUGUGAUGUAAAGCACUUUGAAUUGCCUUGUGUUGAAUUGUGCUAUAUAAAUAAAUUUGCCUUGCCUUGUUUCAUAAAAUCCCGAUUAAUAAUUUUUUUUAUACAAGUAUAACAAAACUUAAAAUGGCUUUAAAGUUCUCAAAUUUUACGAUAGAUGCACAAAAAUCACCAAAUGCAGAGAUAAUCACAUUUUCAAGAUCAAUAGCAUUAUUUAACAUAUACAGUGGGGAGAACAAGUGUUUGAUACACUGCCAAUGGGUUUACUUGUUCUCCCCACUGUAAGCUUUUGCCCAAAAUAGCAACUUAAUUAUUUUUAUUUAGUGCAAUUUUGACAUGUUUUCAACAGCUCAUAAAUCAAUUUUCCCAUCAGAAGCUUGAUCCUCGAGGAAAGCAUGCAGAAUCAAUUUUACUCAAGAAAAGAGAAAUUUGCAUUUUUUUCUGUGUACAAUCACAACUUAUUUGGGUUGAAUUCCGACGUUACUAUUGCCUCACCACAUCUUACCAGCUGUCUGGCCCUCGUCGUUUUUAGAUUGAAAUGUUACAUAAAAUAAAACCCGUAAAAGCAGAAAUGUCUAAAUUACUACUUUUUUGCCAAAAAAUGGGCAUUUGGCCAAAAACUGUAAAGUUAUGCUACUGUAUAUGGAUACAACAUGGCGGCCAUCACAAAACAGCUUUUUAAGUUUAAAAUUCUUGUAAAUAAAUGCGUAAAUCUGGGAAUUUCUAAACGUAAAACAGGCUAGAUUCUUGGUUAAAAGCAAAAAAAAACGGGCAGUUAUUGUUCAUUUUAUGUAAAUAUUUCAAGCUAGAGUUAAGCAAUUUUUCCCCCAUUUUUUUCACAACGUUUCAAAUUUCAUGCAUGGUGCUAUUUUAUAUGAUAUUUACCUUGAAUCCUCAACCAAAUCACUCUUGAGACACUGUUGUCUACUCGUAUCCAUUAAAACUUUAUCCUGUUUCCACUUAAAUUCGGCGUUAGCACACAGUGUUUGUUUGGGUUCAUCACAGUGAAAGCUUCCACGACGCUCUGCCUGGCCGGCCCCCUACGGGAAGCCGUGGCGCAAUGUCUGUAGGAGCUGUCUCGUCAACUGAUCGUGAAGUCUAUGCUUUUCCCUGCUCAGUUUGUGAUAAAAGAUACACCUGGAAGGAAGAUUUCAACAAUCACGCAAGAAGACGCACCUAAUUUACUUACGGCUAGUCACAAUUUUACAUCUUGAUUGUCAGCGUUUUGAAAUACUUUGAUGCUUCCCGUCUUUUUGUAGUUGUUUGUCCAAUUUCAAAAUUUUAUCUGAAUAGUUUCAGGGAAGAUGUCUAAUAAUUUGAAAUCUGCUUCAUUGUAGAAUGCCUGGACCUUUUUAUUGUUAGUAUCAAACAUUGUUGUUCAUUACUGACUUCUUUCCUUUAUUGUAACUGUUUUCAGAGCUCUGUUUUAAAAAUAUGAGUUGUGUAUACCAGUACUCUGUGCAUUGCAUUAAUUUACUUAAUUGGACGACUAUGGUAAAGUGCUUACAAUAAAUUA